Molecule: messenger RNA, 4082 nt
Organism: Eptesicus fuscus (big brown bat)
Lineage: Eukaryota; Metazoa; Chordata; Mammalia; Chiroptera; Vespertilionidae
Gene: RBCK1
Product: RANBP2-type and C3HC4-type zinc finger containing 1
Exons: 12
Coding region: 637-2166 (509 amino acids)
Biological process (GO): proteasome-mediated ubiquitin-dependent protein catabolic process; positive regulation of canonical NF-kappaB signal transduction; protein linear polyubiquitination
Cellular component (GO): LUBAC complex
Molecular function (GO): ubiquitin-protein transferase activity; ubiquitin binding
Source: RefSeq, a predicted model, not a curated record
CGGCCCGUCCGGGAGUGCAGGGUGGGGAGUCGGAGUCCGCUCGGGGGGUGCAGUGGGGCCGUCGACCUCAGGAGCGGGCGGCACCCCCCGGGACUGCCUAGGGUGGGCCGGCGCGGGCGAAGGUGUCCCGGAUCUGGCGACACUCUCCCGCCCCACUUCCGGGGCCGCCGCUUUCACUUUCUCUUCCGCCGAAACUGCUCUCCUCCUCCUCCUCCUCCGGACCGGGGGCCGGGAGCUCGGCUGAACCGCCGGGCGCCGGGGGGCGCUCGCCGCAGGGAGAAGUGGGGGCCCGGCCCGGGCUGCCCGCGUCCCGGCUGCGCGGCGUGGCCCCCGCACACCAGGCGUGUCUCGUUUUUCCGGUCGCCCUUUGCGGGCCGGGCUCGGAGCUUCCCGCCCGUUCGCCUCCCACGCGGGGUCCCGGCUGGCCCCCUGCCCCAGGCCCCGUCCCCGGUGCGCGGGAGGGUGAUGCCACCCGACGGCUGCCGGGGACCGCGAGGCACACCGAGGGCUCGGGCCCCGCCGGAGGCCGCGGGCCGGGCUGCGUUGCCCCUGGUCGCGCGCCCUCUGCCCGGCGACCUGGACUAGCCUUUCCCGGAGCUGCGGCCCCGCCCGGGGUGAUGGGAGCAACCGCGCCAGAUGGACGAGAAGACCAAGAAAGCCGAGGAGAUGGCCCUGAGACUCAGCCGAGCAGUGGCGGGUGGGGACGAGCAGGUGGCGAUGGAGUGUGCCACCUGGCUGGCAGAGCAACGGGUACCCCUGAGAGUGCAACUGAAGCCUGAGAUCUCCCCAACACAGGACAUCAGGCUGUGGGUGAGUGUGGAGGACCCUCAGAUGCACACUGUCACCAUCUGGCUCACGGUGCGUCCUGACAUGACAGUGGCUUCCCUCAAGGACAUGGUGUUCCUGGACUAUGGCUUCCCGCCAGCCCUGCAGCAAUGGGUGAUUGGGCAGCGGUUGGCCCGGGACCAGGAGACGCUGCACUCGCAUGGCGUGCGGCGGAACGGCGACAGUGCCUACCUCUACCUGCUGUCAGCCUGCAACACCUCCCUCAACCCCCAUGAGCUGCAGCGGGAGCGCCAGUUGCGGAUGCUGGAAGAUCUGGGCUUUAAGGACCUCACGCUGCAGCCCAGGGGCCCACAGGAGCCAGCACUUCCGAAGCCGGGGGCCCCCCAGGAGCCAGGUCAGGGGCCUGACACCGUUCCUGAGCCCCCACCGGUGGGCUGGCAGUGCCCCGGCUGCACCUUCAUCAACAAGCCCACACGGCCCGGCUGUGAGAUGUGCUGCCGGGCGAGGCCCGAGACCUACCAGGUCCCCGCCACGUACCAGCCGGACGCAGAGGAGCGAGCGCGCCUGGCCAGCGAGGAGGAGGCGCUGCGCCAGUACCAGCAGCGGAAGCAGCAGCAGCAGGAGGGGAACUACCUGCAGCACGUCCAGCUGGACCAGAGGAGCCUGGUGCUGAACACCGAGCCCGCCGAGUGCCCCGUGUGCUACUCGGUGCUGGCGCCCGGCGAGGCCGUGGUGCUGCGGGAGUGUCUGCACGCCUUCUGCAGGGAGUGUCUGCAGGGCACCAUCCGCAACAGCCAGGAGGCAGAGGUCGCCUGCCCCUUCAUUGACAACACCUACUCGUGCUCCGGCAAGCUGCUGGAGAGGGAGAUCCGGGCGCUGCUGACCCCCGAGGAUUACCAGCGGUUUCUGGACCUGGGUGUCUCCAUCGCCGAGAACCGCAGUGCCUUCAGCUACCACUGCAAGACGCCGGACUGCAGGGGGUGGUGCUUCUUUGAGGAUGACGUCAACGAGUUCACCUGCCCCGUGUGUUUCCGCGUCAACUGCCUGCUCUGCAAGGCCAUCCACGAGCAUAUGAACUGCAGGGAGUACCAGGAUGACCUGGCUCUGCGGGCUCAGAACGACAUGGCUGCCCGGCAGACGACGGAGAUGCUGAGGUCCAUGCUGCAGCAGGGCGAGGCCAUGCACUGCCCGCAGUGCCAGAUCGUGGUGCAGAAGAAGGACGGCUGUGACUGGAUCCGCUGCACUGUCUGCCACACCGAGAUCUGCUGGGUCACCAAGGGCCCGCGCUGGGGCCCGGGGGGCCCUGGAGACACCAGCGGGGGCUGCCGUUGCCGGGUGAAUGGGAUUCCUUGCCACCCCAGCUGUCAGAACUGUCACUGAGCUGAAGAUGGCCGUCCCCAUGCCGACCCAGCCCCACGUCCACAGUUGCUGUGGGACAGGGCAGGUGCUUUGGCUCUGAAUUCUGGCCUGGGAGAUGCCUUUAUGCUUGGCUGAGACGGACCCAGCAGAGCCCACGGCCUCUGAGCUGCACGGCGGCCUUGUUUGUUGUGGGUGUUGCAAGGGCCCCACCUGAGCUGGCUGUUGUCCAUAGCCGCCUCUGCCCUUCCCCUGGGGCUUGCUGGCCAGACCUUUCAUCUCUUCUUUGUGGCUCCCACCUCUGCCUGGCCCAGCCUUAAACACAGCCCUGGCCAUAGGCCUUGCUGGAUAGAGCCUCCGAGAGCCCUGUGCGAGUCCAUACAUCCCCACCCCACCCACCACCUCGUCUCCUGAAUACCACGCACUCACGGCCUGCCACUUUGUCGGCUUUCUGGGCUGACUUUCCUCUGGCUUUGCUGUUGGAGGCCUGGGGCCUCUGAGAACUGCUGCUAAUCCUGUUCAGAGCCAGGAGGGAGACCUGGCAGUUUCUAAAGCAUAGCUCAUCUGGCCCAGCUUCCACAUCUCCCUCUCUGCUGCUUGUGCAGCUCAUUAAGAUGGUUUUCCAGGAAGGGAUGAGUGUGAUGUCCGAGGGAGGGAGAGGGACAUGGGCUGGGACUCCGCAGAAAGCAGGAUCCCAGCCUCUCCAGGAACUGCAGCAGGAAGUGUGUGUGUGAGCCGCUUGGCAUCCCUGUGGCCGGCUUGAGCGGGUAGGAUGUUCUCGAGUCGUUCGCCUGCACAGGGGAAGUUUGCAGUGUGUUGAGAGGCCACAAAGCAGGUUCUGCAGGUCCGUGUGGGCCUGAGGGGCAGAAGGGGCCAAGGCAGCAGGUCCAGGCAGCAGGAAAGGCUUGCUGCUCCCUCUGCUGCUCAGUGGGCAUCCAAGGUCGGGGAACAAACAUUUCAGAAUCAGGUAAAACUGCUGCAAUUGAGGGGUGAGGCUGCCCAUCCUAAUUUUAGCAUCUCAGGUAAAAAGGGCACAGCGUUGGUCCAGCAAUAUUUAUCGUCUCCUUUUUGUGUUGGUCAGGGAUUAAUCGAGUUCUGGGUGUUCAUUCUGUAAGUUUUACUGCAUUCUUGGACCCACUCCCUUCCCCUGUGAGACCUGGUGUUUGAUGGCCAACAUCAAGUCAACAGCGAGUCUGCGCUGUGCCAUGGGUCAUCAUCAAAGAGGCAGAGCGUGUCUCUCUGUCCAAGGCCUGGACUCCAGGCUCCAGAAGUUGGGGCAUGUGGUUUUGGGGCAAUGAGCUUAUUCUAACCCCUGGAAACGCAAUGCCACCCUGUCCUUGGAGGCCAAGACUGGAGUUGACCACAGGCACUGAGAGCAGAGCUAUCAGAGAACAUGAAUGCCUUCCUGCUUCGCCAGCGCUGGCUCAGCAGCUGUGGUAGCUCGAGGGCACGCUCGGGCAGCCUCCCACUCUGAGCGAGACACAGGCAGAGCCACUGACCUGGAGGACAGCAGUGGAGACCUGGACCACAGGAGUAAGAUGGGGCCCAGAUCAGAGCAGAGCGCUCUCUUACCACCUCCUUCCUCCCUCCUCUCCUGCCGGGGUCCAUCUUGGCGUCCCUUAGGCAGGGACAGGGAACCUUUUUUCUGCCAAGGGCCAUUUGGAUAUAACAUCAUGCAUGGGCCAUACAAAAUUAGCAACUUAAAAAUUAGCCUGCUAGCACCACCGGUGUUGCUCAGUGGUUGAGUAUUGACCUAUGAACUAGGAGGUCACUGCUUGAUUCCUGGUCAGGGCAUAUGCCUGGGUGGCAGGCUCAAUACCUGGUGGGGGUGGGGAGUGGGGAGGCGUGCAGAAGGCAACCAAUUGAUAGUUCUCUUAUCAAUGAUAUUUCUCUCUUCCUCUUCGUUCCUCUGAAAUCAAUAAAAAUACGUUUUUGAAAAA